AUGUUGCCCCUUCUCGCGGUUGACUCGAAACGAAUGGUUGUUCAGCCUGAUAGGUGGAUCAGAGAUGAGGGAGAGGCAGACCUCGUGUUCGAGUGCCUCCACCGUUCCGAGGACCCUGUCGCGGCCUGCCGAGCCAUCGACGCGAUCUGCUCUGGUGUAAGCGACCCCCGCUUCGCGCUCCGCCUCCCCUCCCGCCGGCCCCGUUCAACGGCCACUGCCGGCGGCGGCGGCGGCGGCGGCGUGCCAUCCACAACAACUGUAGCACCACCGCUCGAUGAUGACACCCCACUGGUACCCGUCACGAUGCUGUUCAGUAGGGUGUUCUCUCUGUUGGAUGGCUUGGACUGCUGGCGGCUUAUGUCCCCCCAGCUCCGGCGGCUGAUCUCGUUGAAUCCGAGCGCCUUCGCCGGCGCCGUGAUCGCUAGGGCAGCCAUCCAUUCCUCACGGUCGGGCGGCGGCGGCGGCGACGGCGGGAUAGAUGUUGGGGGAUCGUCGCCGGGAUGGGAAGGGCGGCAUGCCGGGGACGGCAGCCCGUUGUCGGCGUCAUCGUCAUCGUCGGCGGCGUCGUCACCGUGCUCAUCGCCUGCUUCGUGCGGACAGCCGGCGAGCAAGAGACGCUGCUUUGCCCUCGCGGGGGACAAAAUGAGCUUGAACCCGCCCGCCGAGGGCAAGAAAAGUAGAGUCGACAGCAGCAGCGGCUCGGCCGCCGCAGCCGCCGGCGGUGUGUCGGCCGACUCGUGGCGAGCGGUCGCCGGGGACGUGCUCGCGAGCGCCAUGCCAGAGGUGGCUCGCGGGCGCAUGCAGGGCGUGCGGGGCUGUUGCGCCGUGGCGGACCGGGCUUGCUCCUCAGGAGCCGUCCUCGGGUGUGAUGCGGCGUACUCCCCGCUGCCGCUAAUGGUGAGAGCCUUGCAGGACGUCGCGGGAGACAUCGCUGCCGCGCGCAUGGUCCGGGACACGUUCUCGUGGGUAGUUCGCGGCGAGCGGGACCUCGAGGAGGCGCCGGGCGCGACGCUGGCAGAGCGGGAGCGCAGGCUGGACCAGCUCGGUAGCCUCGUGUGGAGCCUGGGCGACCUUCGGCGGUCCCUUUCGCUGCACGGUGAAGGUGCGGGGAAGUCGGAGGCUGCGACGGGCGCUGCUGGUGCCGUUGUCAGUGGUGACGGCAGCAGUGGUAGUGGUGGCGCUUCAUUGAUGCGCGUUGUGGUUGAGCAGAUGGAGGUGCACCUCGUUGGGGUGUUGGACACGGCUGCGUCCAUGCCCCUGCCGGAGUGCCCGUUCCCGUCGUACAAGAUGGACUCCGGGUACGCGUGCGAACACGCCGGGUGUCCGGCGCCUGGGUUCGAGAGGGAUGAGGACUGGGGCUGUUGCGUGACGUGCAUGGAGGUGGUGAAGCCUUUCCUAGACAGCCCCUACGAGUGUUGGACGUCGUGGGUGCCGUGGGCCGGAACCGACGGGGAUAAGUUCUCCCCUGGGUUUUAUCAACGCCUCGGUCUACAAUGUUCCAUCGAAGGGGGCGCCGUGAAGGCGGUAGUGCUCACGAAGCCCCACGGAACCAUGGAAAUUCACGACGCCAUGCAGCCCAUCCGGGACGCCCUCUACCUCCGCGAUCGUGCCUUGAAUCUCCUCACUAGCGCGAACAGCCUUGCCUGGCUCCAUUUCGACGGGGAAGAACGCCUCGGCCACUGCGGUGACCCAAGCGGCGCCGGCGGUGGUGAUGGUGACGGCGGUGACGGUGGUGGUAUUGAUGUUGAUGUUGACCUUGGUGUUGAUUUUGGUUUUAGUUUUGACGUUGGCAGUGGUUCUUGUCAUGAUGGCAACGGUAAGGCCGCCUCGACGGACGUAUAUGUGGCAAACAACGGCUUUCGACCCUGUGUCGGCGGUGCGGCCGGCGGGCCUGUCGGUGGUAGCGGCGGUAAUGGGCUAAUCGCCAUGGACUUCGAUGCGGUGGCAGCGGCAGCGGCGGAGGCGAGCAGUGAGAACUGGCACACCCUGGAGGACAGUAACGACCGGCGGGAGUUCAUGGGAGGAGGCGGGGACAGGGUGAACGGGGUGGCGGCGACAGCGAACGCAGCGAGGUCGACGCCGGGACCUACCAGCCGUUGUUGCUGGGAACAGGAGUGCCCCGCGUCGUCGAGAAGCGAGUCCGGGUCGUCGGUCUCAGACGGCGCUCUGUUGCAGGCCGCCGCCAGAGCUGUCAACAACGCUCAGGCCCAGGCUGCUGCUGCUGCUUCUGCUGCCACCACUAGAAACGACGAUUGCGACCUCGAUAGCGUUUCGUUCUGCGAGUUGAAUGUCUGUGCCGCCAUGGACAUGGCCGGCUCGGGUGCGGCAGCGGCAGAGGCGGCGGCGUCCUCCGUGCCCCCCUCCCGUGAGGUUUUGGACCUGCCAGAUGUGGGAGCUCGUGGGUGCGUUAGUCACGGCGGAGCCCACGGGACGAGUUGUACCGGCGCUGGACGCGCCGGGGCCCGCCGACGGCUCGACAGAGAGGGCGUACUCGUCGAGAAGCGAGUCUGGGAAGAGCGGGGAGAGGCCGGCGAGGGAACAAGCGGAGAGAAAAACGAAGAGCAGCCUCCUUCCCUCCUUACGGCGGGAGCGGGCAAAUCGCGGGCAAAACAGGCAGACGGGGGCCAGGGAGUACGGGUGGCCGAGAAUGGGAGUGCCGGGCUGGAGGAACAAGGGGCGGCGGUCAGGAGCGGUGGCUCGAGGCAUCGGUUUGCAGGUGGAGUACACACGGCACACGGCGGUGAGCCUGCCUCUGCUCCGGUUAGCUGUUGCGCCGCCGGUGCUCGGGCGGCCGAACAACGUCUUCUCAACGCAGAGCUCUUCCAGGGACAGACCCCGAACAACCUUUCCAGCACCGUGUUCCCGGAGAAGAAGGCCGUGUCAUCGGAGACGGGGGCGGCGACGAAAACACCGGCCGAAGAGGCUGUCGAGGCGGUGGCGGCUGCGGUGGCGGCGAACGGUGGCGACACGAGCGAGGGGAUUGAAGAAUCCGGGUCGGGCUGCAUACAGUCUUGACGAGGCCCUUACCGUUCAGAAACAAGCGCUAAUUUCAUUUCUGGUAAAUGUGAUAAUGGUGAAGGCUCGAGGACCUCGCCAAGGCCGUUCGCGACGAUCUCACGUUUUCGGUGAAACUCUGUCAUCUAAAUGUGCUCUAGAGUGGUUCCUUCUCAGUGAACGCCGUUGAGAUUGAUUGAUCGUGUGACAGGGGCAGCAUGAGCGUGUACAAGAUUAUCGUUCCACCUUCUCUUGUUGUGCCCUUAGCACUUUCUUGUUGUAUUUCUGUGGAGUACGCGUGUAGCACUAUUGUGAUAGAUUUGUGGUUUUCUGUUCGAGGUCUAGCAGGAAGGGUAUGCUAACGGUAUUUUGCCUGUCUUGAACACGGGUGCGGCUCGUGCGCCAGUCACGAGUUUUUUUUCCCUUGGAUGCCUUCCUUCUGUUACACUCUCGAUUGCUCUUAUUGUCGUUGCUUCGUUGUGGUCAUUUUAUUUGUUAGCUUUGCUUUGGUAAUGGGGUCCCUUGGUCGAGUUUUUAUUCUCCUACAUGUGUUUAGUGGUGAAAGGAUUGUUUGGCUUGUUUUUUAGUAAUUCUAAGGUUCGGUCGGCACGCUCAUGUAUAUCCCAGGGCCGCUCGCCUCGAGCUUGUUAAUUGUGGGCUAUUGCCUUGUCGAUUUGCAGACCUCUCUGCGCUGGUCUGCACGCUCGUGUUGGCGCCGACUGACUGCCUGAACCAUGUUUCGCUGUAAAUGAGAAUUUGUGUAUGUCUCUGUGUGCCGUAAAAAUGGCGAGUGAUGUUGGGAAAGAAUGUUUUAGUCGCACGUACGACAUCGGCGAUGCAAGGUGUAGGAUACAACUUUUUCGUCCUUCUUGUGCGAACGUAGGUACACCAUAUUAUCGUGCGUCGCGCCAGACCGUUUGUUUUCAUCUUUCUUUUAUGCAUACAACAUUGUGUUUUUUGUCAUGUCUCCAGUUGCGAUUGUCAGGUUUCCGUGCUUUUUUAUCCGUAGAAGCUUCCGACUGUGUCUUGAGACCCGAGCAUGAGAGGAAAGAUAGGUAAAUUCACCAAGAGAGGACCCUCAUCUGUUAUCAUCAUCAUCAGCAGCAGCGGUACAUGAAUUCUGGAGAGAAAUUACCAGAGGCUGGUGUAGACAGGUUGGGAGCGAGAAAAAUACUGCGUGCGAUGAAUUCUGCACACGCCUGCUACCUGAGACAUCCAGCCCACGUCAUGGCCUGACGUGUCCUGUAUCGUUUUUCAAUCCUCCCCUGGGGCAUAGGAAGUGGGUCGAAAAGGCGGGAAGGGAUAUCGUUAGGAUAGACAGACUAGGG
Messenger RNA from Ectocarpus sp. CCAP 1310/34, 4322 nucleotides. The record is from the annotation of a GenBank genome assembly. NCBI's taxonomy places the organism in Eukaryota, Phaeophyceae, Ectocarpales, Ectocarpaceae.